GAAAGUGGGAUAUAUAUAAAUUCCUAUAAAAUUACAGAAAAGUCAAUAAAAGUGUAAUGAUGUCAUUCGGCCGUAUCAAGUCAUUAAAUGAAUGAACUGUAGAGAAUACAACACGUGUUUUAUUGAUUAGGUUUUAUUUUUCCUUUUAGAAAAAGGAUAUUUUUACCUGCAGAAUCUGAUCCAAUCUUCACGAGACAAACUAUAGCGUUGGUAGAGCCACAACAAAGGACUUUCCAUUUUUCACUUCGCAUGAAUGUGUAGUUAUAAUUAUAAAGUUGGAGAAUUGAAGUAUUUACUAAACGUCAACACCGUUAUAAGCAUGGUGAAGUAUUUAUUUUAAGUUAAGUAAACUUCUUGUGACACCUUGCAGUGAUAAAAUUAUUUAUAAUGGAAAAGACGGGUAUUCUCCAGUGUGCCCAGGAAUAUAACUAUCUGGUAGAGAAAGUCAACGUUAACCUCAAAUCUCUAAAGACAGAACUCCUGGCUAUGAAGAAACAAGAUGUUAACUUAUUGAAACAGCUGAUUCAUAUCAGCGACGUUAUACAAACAAUAUGUCAGAAACAGCACACGCCUAGUCCUGAUAGCGCUGUUGACGAGUCACCCACAGAAACCUUCCACAAAACAAAGAGGGCACCACUAGUCAGACAACAAAGUGUUCCUUAUUAUAUAACUGUAUUAAGAGCUCAAUCUAGUAGUUUUAAUUCCAGUUUUGAAGGAAUCAACGAAAUACCCGAAGAUGAAACAGAUUCCUGUUCGAAUGAUGAUAGUGACAGUUUACUGUCGGUCAGUAUGAAUGGAAGUUACUCCACAGUACCACUAUACAUACAGAGAGCGAAUAGACCUAGGUCCCUGUCGUACGAGGAACCAGUCGGAGGAACCAGUCAUGGUAGUAUUGUAGGACUAGACGACAGUUUCUUUGAAAGUGUUCUACAAAAGAAUAUUGCUCUGUGGAAAUCUGAGACCCAAUCAGAUAAAACUAAACUAUACAGUGGCAACAAUGUGAUUGGAACUUAGAAAAUAAUGUGAAUUCCUCUAUUUGAUUUUACAACGCAAACGUCCAUAUGCCGUGUCAAUACCAAAUAUCACUUUCACGAACCUCUGAAAUGAUCUCUUUCCUUUCAAAUAUGGUUAACGAAGGUUUUAAAAUGUUAUCAAGCAUUCACGUUAUCAGACAUUUAAAAAUAUUAAAAUAAUUUUUGAUAUUUUAUACUUCGACUCAUGACCAACGAAAACGGUUAAAAUUGAAAAUUCUGAAUGCUUAUGUAUACCUAUAUCAUGUAUAUGUAUUUAUCAACCUUGGAUUGGACCAACGAAUACACGGAGAAAUGAAUUUGAUUCAUAACAUAAUGCAUACUGACAUAUGUCAUAUGAUUGAAACACAUUUACACAAACCAUUUAAAAAAGGAUGCUUUAAUCAUAUACACUGUAUAAAUUAUUUAAAGCCCAAAAAGGCGCAAGCCAGGGCCGACCGUGCAAGGGCUGUAUAGCCAGUGAAGGUCGUUAAAAACUUCCAUUUGUUGUAUACACUGCUACUUUUGCAUAGGUGGUGGUACUAUUUCUGUACUUAAAAUCUGAAGAACUGGAAAUUUAGUUUUGAUAUUUUAAAAGUUCUUUUACUUUACUUUAAAAUUAUUGUUAUAUUUAAGUACCUUUUAUUUUUUUACAGUACUUGACUUAAUAAUUUUAAAGUAGCAAAAUAGCACUAAAUUAAAAUAUCAAAAGUAAAUUUCCUGUACUACAGAUUUUUUUUGUACAGAAAUGUUACCUAUGCAAAAGUAGCUGUGUACACAUAGCAUUUACAAAUGAUAUUUUAAUUGUAUACAUGUACAUGUACACACAUCAUUUAAAAAUAGUGUUUUGAUUGUUUAUUGCUUUAUAAGCUCAAAAAUGAUUACAGAGAGUUUAGUAAGAAAUAAAGUCCUACAUUUCUAGUUAUUAAACUCCAAUGAAUCAAGUUAAAUUUUACAAAUCAGUUAUAAUUAUAUAUAUUUUGUUAUUUUGUUGUCAAAUGUGUGCAAUACAUAUAUUUUUAUUAUUAAAAUGUGAAAAUAA
This is a messenger RNA of Mytilus trossulus (common blue mussel), 2052 nucleotides long. RefSeq lists its product as uncharacterized. The transcript has 3 exons. Lineage: Eukaryota; Metazoa; Mollusca; Bivalvia; Mytilida; Mytilidae. The record is from RefSeq and is a predicted model, not a curated record. Bases 388 to 1014 code for a protein of 208 amino acids.